AAACCCAAUUAAACCUCAGAGAGGGUCUCUUUUAAUUUUGCCGCGAAGAUCUGACGCCCAGCGAAUCGCCAACGCAGAGAAGAAACCGGAAGAUCCGAUGGAGGGAGUUGGGGCCCGAACGGGUCGGACCUCGACCCGGUACGGACCAGCCACGGUGUUCAAUGGCCCCGUCAGGAAGUGGAAGAAGAAGUGGGUCCACGUAGCUCCUCCUGCCCACACAUCUCACUCUCACUCUCACCAGAUUAACAGCAAUGGGGGCACUACCCCUAACGGUAAUAACGGUUCCCACCUCCUUCUUUUCAAGUGGGCCCCAAUCACCCAAAACCAAAACGCUGCCGACGCCGCCGCCAAUGGCAGCAGCGACAAGGCCGACGAUGUGGAGGAGCCGCCUCGCCGCAGAUUUAAAUACAUUCCGAUUGCUUUAUUAGAGGAACAACAAAAUGAGGCUUCAGAGCAGGUUGAAGAGGAAGCUAACUUGAUAGAAACUGAGCCAGCUGAAAUAGAGGUAACCACCAAGGAUGAGGGUUUGGAUGAAAAACCUGACAUUAAUGAUGUCCCUAUGGAAGAAAAUCAGGAUUAUAAUCAGGUAGUAUGUCAAGAUCUAAAUGAAAGCACUUUGGAUUUAAGUUUGGGCUUGAAUGGACAUGACAGUGAUGAUAGUUCUGCUAUGAAAACUGAUGAAACGAGAAAAGGGUAGCAGUUGCCAACAGCAGAGGUCAUUGGUUUUUUGACACUGAGAAUGUUACCGCCAGCAGCUAAUUUCUUGGUGCCGAAAGCGAAUGCAAUUUUUUGGCAUAUAGAGAAUGUGAAAUGUACCAUUAGAAUUCUUAAUUUGAGUUUUUCAUUGCUGAGUUGAUUGUUUGCAUAUUGCACCCAUUUAGUAUAAGUUGCAAUCCCAUUCUUUUUCAGCAUUACAAUGAUAAAACCUUUGGUACUGGAAUUCGAUUUUUAUAUUUGAAACAAGAUUUAUGAUUA
Messenger RNA from Argentina anserina (silverweed cinquefoil), 975 nucleotides. RefSeq lists its product as uncharacterized. The record is from RefSeq and is a predicted model, not a curated record. The coding region runs from base 98 to 697 and encodes 199 amino acids. Lineage: Eukaryota; Viridiplantae; Streptophyta; Magnoliopsida; Rosales; Rosaceae. The transcript has 3 exons.